AUGGCUUCCUCCCUGGCUCUGCGCGCUGCCCAGCUGGUCCCCAGCGCCUUCGUGGGCACCACCCUGGCCAGCAAUGCCUCCGAGGGCAAGAUCCAGAUGAGGAGGACUGUCAAGUCCGCCCCCUCCAGCCCCUGGUACGGGCCGGACCGCCUCAAGUGGCUGGGCCCCUUCUCCGGGGAGACCCCCAGCUACCUGACCGGUGAGUUCGCUGGAGACUACGGCUGGGACACCGCCGGCCUCUCCGCUGACCCCGAGACCUUCGCCAAGAACCGCGAGCUGGAGCUCAUCCACGCCCGGUGGGCCAUGCUCGGUGCCCUGGGGUGCAUCACCCCUGAGCUCCUGGCCGGCAACGGCGUCAAGUUUGGCGAGUCUGUCUGGUUCAAGGCUGGCUCUCAGAUCUUCGCCCCCGGCGGUCUGGACUACCUCGGCAACCCCAGCCUCGUCCACGCCCAGUCCAUCCUGGCCAUCCUCGGAUCCCAGGUCAUCCUCAUGGGUGCCAUUGAGGGAUACAGAGUGAACGGCGGACCCCUCGGCGAGAUUGAGGACCCCCUGUACCCCGGCGGCCAGUUCGACCCCCUGAACCUGGCUGAGGACCCCGACACCUUCGCUGAGCUCAAGGUCAAGGAGAUCAAGAACGGAAGACUUGCCAUGUUCUCCAUGUUCGGCUUCUUCGUCCAGGCCAUUGUCACCGGCAAGGGCCCCAUUGCCAACUUGAACGACCAUCUGGCUGACCCCGCUGUCAACAACGCCUGGGCCUAUGCCACCCAGUUCGCCCCUGGACAGUAA
Molecule: messenger RNA, 786 nt
Organism: Klebsormidium nitens
Lineage: Eukaryota; Viridiplantae; Streptophyta; Klebsormidiophyceae; Klebsormidiales; Klebsormidiaceae
Source: the annotation of a GenBank genome assembly